Molecule: messenger RNA, 7928 nt
Organism: Topomyia yanbarensis
Lineage: Eukaryota; Metazoa; Arthropoda; Insecta; Diptera; Culicidae
Gene: kto
Product: mediator of RNA polymerase II transcription subunit 12
Exons: 9
Coding region: 287-7786 (2499 amino acids)
Biological process (GO): regulation of transcription by RNA polymerase II
Cellular component (GO): mediator complex
Molecular function (GO): transcription coactivator activity
Source: RefSeq, a predicted model, not a curated record
CCAUGUUUAUAUCAUCGGUGGACGGUGCAGAAAGUCAUGUCGAUUAGAUUUUUUCGAGAAUAUUACGGUUAUUUUGUUAUAUUUCCACUUCAAAAUAUACAAACAAGAUAGAGAAGUUUGCCAAGAAAAUGUUGUGGUAUGUUUAAUCUGGUCAAAGUAUCGAUAUAAGAAGUAAAUUAAUAAAAUUUACUGCGUGUCAGAUAUCAGCUUCUGGCAUCUUUUGGAUAAAAUUGAUUCUUAAACCAGAGAAUGCACUCUAAUGGAUACUAAAUGAACAUAGCAUUCAAUGUGGGAAAAUAUGAACAUGAGACCCCUCAAGAAACCUCGGCUGGGGCCACCAGAUGUCUACCCACAAGAGGCAAAACAACGAGAAGAUGAAUUGACCUCAACUCAUGUGAAGCAUGGAUUUGCCACGGAGCAUAAACUGUCGGAAGAAUUUGGCACGGCCCGUAACUGCAAUGUGACUGCCAGCAAAGUGGGUGCAUAUUUUAAUGCGAUUUUGGCGAGAAAGGAUGAACUGAUGACACUGACGGAUUCCGGAAGGAAGAAACAGCAAAUCAAUCCCAAGGACAACUUUUGGCCUGUGACGGCAAGGAAUAAAGCUACAUUAGAUACGUGGUUUAAAGAUUUGGCAGGUACAAAACCAUUGAGUAGCUUGGCUAAGAAAGCUCCUAGUUUUAACAAAAAAGAGGAAAUUUUUGCUAUGCUGUGUGAGAAUCAGGUCACAAUGCAAAGAGCAGCAUGGUUCAUCAAGCUAAGUUCUGCGUAUACUGUGGCCGUUUCUGAGGCAAAAAUUAAAAAACGACAAAUGCCGGACCCGGCGACAGAGUGGACUGGGACUUUGAUCAAAUUUAUGAAAGAUUUAAUUCCCAAACUUCUGGAGCAUUACCAUCAGGGUCCAUCUUCGGACAAAUCUUCCAGCAAUGUCGGACCAGCAGGAGGAAUGACACCCAAUUCCAGUUUAAAUGCUAAUCCGGUAACAAUUCCUCCUCCAUUAUCGAGUCCUGCUGGAAGUCUUCAUAGUCCAGCCAGCUCAAGUCUUGGAGGAAGUGUUUCUCAGGGGCAAAAUCUGGCACCUCCUUCACCUCAAGAGGAGCAAAAAUUAGCUUUAAAACAAUGGAAUUAUUGUACACAGUUGUGUAAGUAUAUGUACGAGGAAGGCCUGCUUGAUAGAGCCGAGUUUCUAAACUGGGUGCUUGAUUUGUUGGACAAGAUGAAAUCGUCUCCAUCAUCUGACGAUGGGAUUUUAAGAAUAUAUCUUCCCUUGGCAAUGCAGUACUUAUCGGAUAUAGUACAGUCGGAACGCUUCUCUCGUCGGUUGGCCUACGCAGCUUGUAAGAAACUUGCCCAUUUGAUUAAUACAAUGGCCGAUAGCCAUAAUUUGAGCUUGGUCAACCAUGAACUUAACUCCAGCAAGCAGGAUAGCGUUGAAAGAAAGGAAAAACCGACCGAUAAAUCCUCAAAAGAUGCCGAUCAGAAACCAGAUCCGACUCCAGUUCAUGUGAAUCCAUUCGAUACAAUAUUUUCCGAGUAUAUGAACUGCUCACAUCAUCACGACCUGGUACUACAGCUAUCUUCAAUAAUACAGGUCAUUACACUCGAAUGCCCCACGGCAUUGGUUUGGUGUGGGGUUGGAGAAACACGCUCCUCCUCUGUGUUGGCCGGAAGUCCUUUAGAUCAUUUACCUGUUGCUCCAUCGGCUCUGCCGAUGCCAUCGCGGUGUACCAAAUCAAACGAAGAAGUCCGAAAAAGGUUGUCGAAAGUGGAAGAAAGCAUAAAGCUGCGAUCUCGUCAUGCUGAGUCGCGUUGGUGUGUAGAUAAGUGGCAAACGGUUACCGGAAAUGCUAGUUUGAAGAUUCUGGCCGUAUUGGACGCUCUCGAUGGGCAUUGCUUUGAUCGAAUGGAUUCAAACAAUUCACUAGAUACGUUGUAUCAGAAAAUUUUCCCCCCAUUGCAGCUGCAGAAAGAAGCACCUACUGCAAAUGGUACGAAUGGUGGGCCGGAGGCGAAGGACGCUUCCAACAAACAUCCGGAAUAUUUUGCAGAGCAAGACGCAUCGAUUGUAAAUAUACUAUGUGAGUGGACCGUUUCCUGGCAGCGAUGGGGUGAACAUCGAGCUAUGGCCGUAGCUUGGUUGUUGGAUAAAAGACAAAACGAAGUUUUCACCACGUACGAAAAUGAAAGCGCAAACAAUGGCAACUCGAAUGAUGAUAAGGAUUCCGUAAUUUCUGGAGGUGGUCCUGGUGGUGGACUACCAAUUUUUCAAAGUAUUCUGAUGAAGUUUCUUGAUGAAGAUGCUCCGAUUUUAGAAGAACAUAGUACUCAACAGAAUAGAAGUCAAUUUACGAAUCUUGUACAUUUGUUCAGCGAGUUAAUCCGUCACGAUGUUUUCUCGCAUGAUGCCUAUAUGUGCACGUUGAUCUCGAGAGGCGAUUUAUUGACGGGGACUGGGAUGUCGUUGCUAGAUUCCCACUCUAGCUGCAAUGCUGGUCUAGGUACUGGACCGAUAUCGAACAAGCCAACAUCAUCAUCACCAAAUAUCAACCAGGGAAUCGAAGAGGAUGUCAUUCAGAAUGAUUUCAAAGCAAAGCUAGAGGAUUUGGAUGAUUCCAACGUGGAUGAUGAUUUGGAUAAAUUGUUGCAGCACAUCAAAGAAGAUCAGCAAAAUUCAAUGGAUGCUCCUGAUAGUCCUAAAGAUCCGGAACAUGCUGCUCCGCAGGUUGAUUCAGCAACUAAUAAAACAGAAUCUUCCAGCAGACACUUUCUUUACACAGAACACUUUCCGUUAUGCCAGGACGAUCCAAUUGCCCAGCAUGAUUGCAAUCAGAGGUACAUUUUGCUGUAUGGUGUGGGAAAGGAACGGGAUGAUAAAAAGCAUGCCGUCAAAAAGAUGACUAAAGAGAUUUGCAAGCUAUUUUCGAAAAAGUUUAGCAUCGAUGUCGCUGAGGGAGGAAAAGUCAAAAAACAUUCCAGAAAUGAAUUCAACUUCGAAGCAACUUCAAACAAGUCUCAGUCAAUGUCGUAUUUUGAUCAGCAUAUGGUGACCUGGCAGUGUGCCGUUCAGGUACAAGAAAUGCUUAAUAGCUUUGCACUUGGUAAUAGCAACUAUCUACCGGUGCAGGAACACGUAGCCUUUCUGUUUGAUUUGAUGGAAUCUGCUUUCAACAUCUACGGUCUGAUCGAUACGUGCAUACAGAUUCUGAAGGAGCUGCCAGAGGUAGAACUACAGCUAAUGAGUAAGAACUCGGUGCUGGUCAAAAGUUACACCACAUCACUCAGUUUGUAUGUUGUUGGAGUGCUUAGACGCUAUCACUGCUGUCUGCUUCUUUCGGCAGAACAAACUACGGCAAUCUUCGAGGGACUCUGCCGAAUUGUUAAGCAUGUAACGAAUCCCAGCGAUUGUAGUUCUGCCGAACGUUGUAUUUUGGCAUACCUCUACGAUCUAUACUCGGCUUGUUCGUCUCUGAAGACUCGUCCGCAGCAGGAACCAUUCCACAAUGCGUAUCCAAAAAUAAAACAAGCGCUGUACACGCCUCUUCAACCGACGCCUUCAGUGCACACAUACAAUCCUCAGUUUAUGGUCGAUGUCAUUACUAAUCCGCGACGUGGAGGUAAAAUCGAACUUUCUUGGGCGCGGCAGUUGAAUGAGUCCGCUUCCAACCGGUAUAGCUUUGUUUGCAACGCUGUCAUUGCCGUUACGAGAGACAUCGACAACGACACACUGAAUGACAUUGCGGCCAUGUGUGCCGAAUUGACUGCAUGUUGUAAUGCUCUCAGCACGGAAUGGCUGGGUGUUUUGAUUGCUUUGUGCGGUUCUAGUAAAGAUGCUGGAUACUACUUGGAUGUAAUAACACAGGUGGACAUUUUAAAUACAAACAUCCACAAUGCCCUUUCCGUUUUCACCAGUAUCCUAGUGGCACGACACUGUUUCUCGUUGGAAAAUUUUGUUGCUCACGUAGCUCUACCCGCUUUGGUUCAAGCUUGUAAGGGACGCAGUGAAACUACACCGGAAAUAGAGGCAGGGGCUCGCCUCUCUUGCCAUCUUUUACUGAGACUGUUCAAAACCAUCGAGUAUCCUCAACCGGGGCUGUAUUCCGUCAGCACAUCUCCUAAUCCGAUCACAACCACAGGACAGGUACAUAACAUCAAACUGAGCUGCGAUCGUCAUUUACUAGCGGCUGCUCACAAAAACAUCGGUGUCGCGCCUGUUCUGGCCGUACUGAAGGGAAUUCUCGUGGUUGGCGACGCCACCGCCCAGAAGGUGCAAACAUCCAUAUUUGGAAGUGGAAAACGAAGCGGCUUGAAUACUCCUGUUCAUCCUGGUAGUACCCCGAAACACGCCGGAGAUCUGAGCCACAUUCUGGGCACCAGUGAUCUUUCGAUUCUGGGAAACACGGACGAAUCGAUGCUGGAUCUGACGCGGAUUGAUAUGGGGCAGCUUUCACCGACAACCUGUUCGCGAUUGAUCAUGGCUGACAGGCAAACCAACACCAACCAGGACAGUACAACCAGUUUGUCAGACUUUGCUCAGCACGUUCUGCGUCAAAUAUGUUCCCAGGAAUGGGUUCUUGAGCGGUGUCUUCAGAAUGCCGAUGAACUCUGUCAACAGGGGAUGUUGAUAGACAAUAUGCUGACGGCAAAGCAAGCCCAGCGUCUUCUUCAUAUGAUUUGCUAUCCAGAAAACGAAUCGAAUCUUAUUGCCGACAUGGAUCAGAAGGCCAUUAUUGUGCGAAUUCUAGAAAACUUAGAGCAAUGGUCGCUACGAAUUUCUUGGCUAGAUUUGCAACUUAUGUUCAAACAGACUAACUGCAGUUCACCGGAAUUGUCCAACUGGUUGGAUAUGGUGGCUCGGGCGGCAAUAGAUGUCUUCCAGGUGCAUGAGUGUAACAGCAUGGAACAUUUCGGAGGCAAUGGUAAAAAUGAAAAAUUGAAGCCGUCGAUUUGGUUGGUGGCUCCGUUGGUUGCGAAGCUACCCAGUGCAGUACAAGGACGGAUCCUAAAAGUGGCCGGACAGGUUCUAGAGAGUACUAAUAUGUUCAGCAAAUCAAAGGACAGUGGAGGAGGCAACAACAGCAGCAUUGGAAGCCAAGGUGGAAAUAGCAAUAGUUCAAUUAGCUCGAAUGGCAGUGUAAUGGCGGCUAAGCAAAGUGCACAGUUGAAUCAUCAGCCGUUCUUGGGGCUGGUUCUAACCUGUUUGAAAGGACAAGAUGAACAGAAGGAGGGAUUAUUGCAGAGUCUGUACACGCAACUGUCGCAGUUUCUUCAGAAUCGUGAUUUGGAGACAGUCGGUGGGAUAGAAGACCCCCUAGGCUUUGAAAAAAUGUUGGAUGCCUUGCAGUUGCGUUAUUCUCUGGUAGGUGGAUUAUUUGAUGCAAUUCAGAAAAACUCAACUUCCACUAGCGAUUGGGCAAUUCUGUUUGCUCAACUAAUCAGCCAAGGAGUCAUUGAUCUGAGCAACAAUUCUGAAUUGUUCACAACUACGUUGGAUAUGCUCGCAACAUUAAUCCACUCGACACUAGUUUCGGACAGUCAAUCGGAGCGCGAUGAAACCAAGAAACAGUAUACCAAUUUGAUGAAGAAGCUCCGGAAAGAGUUGGGGGAGAGAAAUAACUCGUCGAUCAAAUAUGUUCGACAGUUGCUUCCGCUCGCGAAGCAGACCUGUGAGGUGAUUGCUUGUGAACCGGCUGGAAGUUCAACCGAUGCCAAGGGUAAUAAAAUUAACAUCGACAGUAUUGAGAAAAAGCAUGGUCUACGAUUGACAGACAAACAGCGAGUCAGUGUGUGGGAUUUACUAGAAGGGCACAAGAAUCCAGCCCCACUUUCAUGGGCAUGGUUCGGGGCUGUUAAAAUUGAACGCAAACCGUUAGCUUACGAAGAAACUCAUCGGUUAUUGAAAUUCCACACGCACAGUCUGGUGAAACCAAGCAGCUAUUACUAUGAACCACUCCCCCUACCACCGGAAGAUCUAGAACCAUUACCAGACAAACUUAAAGAUGAUAUGAAGGCAGAUACUCCAACGUCAGAUCAAUCGCCAGCACCGACCGGUAAGAAGGGCAAAUCUCAAACGAGAAAACGCAAGCCUAAAGGAGCUACCACGCCACAAAAUCAGCAAUCGGUACAAGGCAUACCAGGUCAACAACAUUUGGGAGGCCAACAAACUAUGCAGCCAGGUCAACAGCAACCAAAUCAGGUAACAGGCCAACAACAGCAGCAGCAGCAGGUCACAAUGACACCCCAACAAACGAUGCAACAGUUGCAGAAUGCUAACCUCGGUCAGAUGACAAUGGGAGGACAAAUGGGUCAACUAAAUUUACAGCAUAUGCAGCAACAGUAUCAACAGCAAAACCAAGGCCAAAUGAUGGUUCAGCAGAUGGCUCAACAGCAGGGAAUUGGUCAACAGCAAGCAAUGGGCCAGAAUCAGGUUGGUGGCAUUGGUGCAAUGAUGGGUGGACCACAACAGCAACAACAACCAGGUCCGAAUCAGAUGGGAUUCGUUGGUGCAGGGUCUGGCGGGGGAGUCAAUGCGAUGGCUGCUCAGAUGGCUGGCCAGGGAGCAGGUGCUGGUGGCAAUCAACAAUGGGGUGGCUAUAAUCCGAUGCAACAACAGCAGCAGCAGCAGCAACAGCAACAAAUGUUUUAUAACCAGGGAAUGGGACAGCCUGGUAUGAAUCGGUUUGAUCGUCCACAAUUGAACACCAAUCCGAAACAAGUUUUGUCCAAUAUGCUACGUGCUCGAAUUCCAAUGGGAGGGGCCAAUCCUGGUGCAGCUAAUUUUAUACAACAACCGGUUCGUUCUCAACAACCAUUCAUGCGUGGUCCUUCUCGACCAGGGAUACCUAAUCCAAUGGUAGGAUCUGGUAUGGGAGCUGGAGCAGGAGGCUCAUUGAUGGGACAAUCUGGUGGAAACAUAAUUCAGACGAAUCUGUUAAAUCAACAGAAUGCUGGAUUGGGACAAGGAAUGAAUGCUAACCUGGGAAAUGCUGGAAUGGGUGGUAAUGCAAUGAUGUCACAAGCAGCUGGAAAUGCCAACGCUGGUGGUAUGGGCAAUCCUGGUAUGAUGGGAAUGCAGAACAUGCCACAGAGUGGUAAUAUGAACCCAGGUAUGGUUAAUCAAGGUAUGAACCCGACGAUGGGUGGCACCGGUAUUGCUGGGUCGGGAAUGAUUGGUCAAAAUGGAGGCAAUGCAAACAGUGCUGCAAUGGGUAAUCCGGGAAUGAUGGGAAUGCAAAGUAUGCAACAAGGUGGAAUGCAGACCGGUAUGUUUCAAGGGCAAGGAGGACCCUAUCAGAGCAUGAAUCAAAAUUACCCGAAUUAUGGCACGCAAGGUAUGGGUCAGCAGGGUGGUCAGGGGAUGAUUGGCAAUUUCAAUCAGUUGGGACAACAACAGAGGAAUACACAGGCUGAAUAUAUAGCCCAACAGAGGGCUCUGGCUGCUCGAGGUGGCCAAUAUGGGCAGCAUGCUCCAAAUGUAACAAUGAAUAAUAUGGUCAAUCAGGGCGCUGUUCCUCCGUAUCCUAGACAAGGUGGUAAACCAGGGGCAACAGCUGCUCAGACCCAUCAAUUCCAGCAACAGCAGCGACUUCGACAACAAAUGAUGAUGCAACAGCAACAGCAGCAGCAACAAGGAAUGGCACAGCAAGGUAAUGCCCAAAGUAUGGUAUCGAAUCAAGGACAGGGUAUAAGCCAACAACAAACACCGAACUUGGUUGCUCAGUUACAAAGACAGAUGCCCAAUCAAGGCAGCAUGAUGGGCCAACAGUACUCGCAUCAGCCUCCACCGUAUUGAUAAGCUCAACAUAUUCACAUACAAUUCUAUUACUGUAUUAUUUAUUCAUUUUUAUUUAGCAUGUCUCUACAUUGUAUAGCAAAUUUAGAGCUUCAAGUGUAUCAUGUCAGCCUCUAACAAAGUUUAGCAAAUCAUCCGAAAA